Spizellomyces punctatus DAOM BR117 is the source of this 1074-nucleotide messenger RNA. RefSeq lists its product as uncharacterized. Bases 54 to 914 code for a protein of 286 amino acids. The transcript has 6 exons. The record is from RefSeq and is a predicted model, not a curated record. Gene Ontology annotation, cellular component: plasma membrane. NCBI's taxonomy places the organism in Eukaryota, Fungi, Chytridiomycota, Chytridiomycetes, Spizellomycetales, Spizellomycetaceae.
UUUCCUACCGACCACCCAACAAAAACCUUGAACCCAAAAACAAACAGUCCACCAUGUCCUCCAUGCGAGACGCCAUGCGGCGCCUCCAGAUUAUCUACGAGGCCUGCGCACCCGAACCAACCGCCCAAGAAACAACCCUAGACGAAUUCACACGCCUCAAAAAAAAGAUUCAUGGGGAUGUUAAGCAGGUUCGACAAGACCUAAAGGAACGGGAGGAGAUGAUGGCUGCUGGUGGGACUACGACUGAGAGUGCUGAAAAGAGUUAUCGGAUUCGGGUUGCGAUUAGGGGGGUUAAAGAGGGUGUUGCGCGUAUGGGUGAGAUUGUUGCAAAAGAGGAACGAAAGAAAAAAAAAGAUCCAGAGUCUGUACAGCGACUUGCUCAUCGACGUGAGAUCCUCGAACUCGCACAAAAACAUAUUGAGGAAGUCGAAAAUCUCGAGAAACGAAAGUUUAAUGAUGGGUAUACGGAAGCGCGGGUGGAACUUUUGGCUGGGAAUCGAGGAAAUCCUGCUUUCAGGGCUCGACCCAAUAAAGGCGCACCCGUAGAUGAAGAUUCCGUACCAGACCCAUUCACGACGACAGAGCUACCAGAUAUUGAUGUAGAAGAGGACCUAAAACGGAUUGGAGAGCGGAAUAAAAUGAUUGACCAAGAUUUGGAUGAUAUUGGGGCAGGUGUUGCGCGUCUAAAGGAUAUUGCAAACGAUCUCGGAAAUGAACUGGACCGCCAAAACGACGUCCUAGACGAGAUCGAAAGAGGUGUAGACACAGCAUUAGACAAGGUGGACAAUCUCAACAUUAAAAUGCGGAAAGCUGUCGACGGGGUCAUGAAAGGCGAUCGAUUCAUGGUGAAUUGCGUGCUCAUGUGUGUCGUAUUAGCGCUUGUAGCAUUUAUAGCGGGGCAAUUUGCUACGUAAUGGAAUGGGUGGAUAUUAUUCAUAUUAUAAUGGGUGGGUACAGUACUGUACUGUACUUGUACCCGGGAUCACGUCUUGUGAGUCAUUCGCUCCUUUCCCCCGUGAUACUCGGAACAUUCGGGAUUAUCCGGCACGCUUGUGCCACUCAUGUGACCUAUAG